Messenger RNA from Chrysochloris asiatica (Cape golden mole), 3710 nucleotides. RefSeq names its product integrator complex subunit 6 (gene INTS6). Gene Ontology annotation, cellular component: integrator complex. The transcript has 18 exons. Gene Ontology annotation, biological process: snRNA 3'-end processing. Lineage: Eukaryota; Metazoa; Chordata; Mammalia; Afrosoricida; Chrysochloridae. Bases 487 to 3150 code for a protein of 887 amino acids. The record is from RefSeq and is a predicted model, not a curated record.
GAGAAAGUGGUGACACCGCUGGGGUGCAGAGGGAGUCCCUGAAACUUCUCCCAACAGCCCCAGGGCCAAUCUCCCUUCAGCCCACUCACCCCUUCGCCAGCUCCCAGGUCCCCACUCCCUGCACCGGGGGUGGGGUGGGGAGCCAGGCCCGUCUCCCUCUGGGACACACACAGGGGCCGGGAGCGGGGACGGGACCCCCGAGGCUAAGGGGACGAACCGACAGACAGACGGCCGGGAUCCCGGCCCAGCGGGCAGGCAGGCAGGAGGAGGCGGAGGCGGGGGUACGUCUGGGAGGACUGGGUCUGGGGAGUUUCCUCUCAACUAUCGGGGGAGAAACUCCCCGCAGCCGGAGGAGAGACCCAGACGGUGUUUUCCUCACGGGGGCCCUGCUCCCCCGCCCCGUGUAGCGGCGGUCGCCGCCACCGGCGCCGCCACCUACCAUCUCUUUCUCCACCACCUCGGGCCCCGGUGUCCCCGGCCAGCACUAUGCCCAUCUUACUGUUCCUGAUAGACACGUCUGCGUCUAUGAACCAGCGCAGCCAUCUGGGCACCACCUACCUGGACACGGCCAAAGGCGCGGUAGAGACCUUCAUGAAGCUCCGUGCCCGAGAUCCUGCCAGCAGAGGAGACAGGUACAUGCUGGUCACUUUCGAAGAGCCACCCUAUGCCAUCAAGGCUGGGUGGAAAGAAAACCAUGCAACGUUUAUGAAUGAACUGAAAAACCUUCAGGCUGAAGGACUUACGACUCUUGGCCAAUCCCUAAGGACAGCUUUUGAUUUAUUAAAUUUAAAUAGAUUAGUAACUGGCAUAGACAACUAUGGGCAGGGAAGAAACCCUUUUUUUUUGGAGCCAGCAAUAAUUAUUACGAUUACUGAUGGGAGCAAAUUGACUACAACCAGUGGAGUGCAGGAUGAGCUUCAUUUACCUCUCAAUUCUCCUUUGCCUGGAAGUGAAUUGACCAAGGAGCCUUUUCGUUGGGAUCAGAGACUCUUUGCAUUAGUGUUGCGGUUGCCUGGCACCAUGUCGGUAGAAUCAGAACAGUUGACAGGUGUACCUUUGGAUGACUCUGCAAUCACACCAAUGUGUGAAGUAACAGGAGGCCGUUCAUAUUCUGUAUGUUCUCCAAGAAUGCUUAAUCAGUGUCUGGAGUCCUUGGUGCAAAAGGUGCAAAGUGGGGUGGUAAUAAACUUUGAGAAAGCAGGACCAGACCCUUCUCCUGUGGAAGAUGGGCAGCCAGAUGUGUCAAGACCUUUUGGAUCUCAGCCUUGGCAUAGUUGUCACAAGCUCAUAUAUGUCAGACCAAAUCCUAAAACUGGGGUUCCUAUAGGUCAUUGGCCUGUUCCGGAAUCAUUUUGGCCAGAUCAGAAUUCCCCAACACUACCACCUCGUACAUCUCAUCCUGUAGUGAAGUUUUCCUGUACAGAUUGUGAACCAAUGGUUAUCGACAAAUUGCCUUUUGACAAAUAUGAGUUGGAACCUUCACCACUGACUCAGUUUAUCCUGGAAAGGAAAUCUCCUCAAACAUGUUGGCAGGUAUAUGUGAGCAAUAGUGCAAAGUAUAGUGAACUUGGUCAUCCUUUUGGUUACUUGAAAGCCAGCACAGCACUGAACUGUGUCAACUUAUUUGUGAUGCCUUACAAUUAUCCAGUCCUUCUUCCCCUUUUAGAUGAUUUGUUUAAAGUACAUAAAGCAAAACCAACAUUGAAAUGGAGACAGUCAUUUGAAAGUUACUUGAAGACAAUGCCUCCCUACUAUCUUGGGCCCUUGAAGAAAGCUGUUAGAAUGAUGGGAGCACCUAACCUAAUAGCAGACAGUAUGGAAUAUGGACUUAGUUACAGUGUCAUUUCAUACCUCAAGAAACUGAGUCAACAGGCCAAAAUAGAAUCUGAUCGAGUUAUUGGAUCCGUAGGCAAAAAAGUAGUACAGGAAACUGGAAUUAAAGUAAGAAGUCGGUCCCAUGGUUUAUCAAUGGCCUAUAGGAAAGACUUUCAACAACUGCUCCAGGGAAUUUCAGAGGAUGUUCCUCAUAGACUGCUGGACCUUAAUAUGAAGGAGUAUACCGGGUUCCAGGUUGCUUUGCUGAAUAAGGAUUUGAAACCACAGACAUUUAGAAAUGCUUAUGACAUACCAAGACGGAAUCUUUUGGAUCACUUAACAAGAAUGAGAUCCAAUCUUUUGAAGACCACCCGGAAAUUUCUUAAAGGACAAGAUGAAGAUCAAGUGCAUAGUGUUCCCAUAGCACAAAUGGGGAAUUACCAAGAAUACCUCAAGCAAGUACCUUCUCCACUAAGAGAACUUGAUCCUGAUCAGCCUCGAAGGUUGCAUACAUUUGGCAAUCCCUUUAAGCUGGAUAAAAAGGGUAUGAUGAUAGAUGAAGCAGAUGAAUUUGUUUCUGGACCUCAAAAUAAACAUAAACGACCUGGAGAACCAAAUAUGCAAGGGAUUCCUAAAAGACGGCGAUGCAUGUCUCCACUGCUGAGAGGCCGACAACAGAGCCCUGUUGUGAACAAUCAUAUUGGAGGAAAAGGACCACCUGUACCUAUGACUCAAGCACAGCCAGAUCUUGUUAAACCUCUUCCUCUUCAUAAAAUUUCAGAAAGUAAUGAUUCAGCAAUAGAUGAUGUGGUUGAAAAUCAUAUUGCAGACCAACUUCCAUCCGACAGUACACCAAAUGCUAUGGAUACUGAAUUUUCAACAUCGUCUUCUCCAGCCAGUUUAUUGGAACGACCAACCAAUCAUACAGAAGCCCUGGGUCAUGAUCAUUUAGGAACUAAUGACUUAACUGGAGGUGGAUUUUUAGAAAACCAUGAGGAGCCAAGAGAUAAAGAACAAUGUGCUGAAGAGAAUAUACCAUCAUCUUCACUUAGCAAAGGGAAGAAAUUGAUGUACUGCAGAAGCCAUGAAGAGGCCAACACUGAGCUAAAAGUACAGAUAAUGAAGGAGAUCAGGAAACCAGGAAGAAAAUAUGAAAGAAUCUUCACUUUACUGAAGCAUGUGCAAGGCAGUUUACAGACAAGACUAAUAUUUUUACAAAAUGUCAUCAAGGAAGCAUCAAGGUUUAAAAAACGAAUGCUAAUAGAACAACUGGAGAACUUUUUGGAUGAAAUUCAUCGAAGAGCCAAUCAGAUCAACCAUAUUAAUAGCAAUUAAAAGAAACUAGAAUGUGACCACUUAGUUCACUCUCUUCUGCAAACAGAAAGUAAAUACAGGACUGUUGUGAUCUUGCAUUCAUUUUUGACAUGCAUUGUUGGCUAUUGGAAACAAAAAGCAAGUCUACAGAUCCUUUUCCCAUCAUUUUACAGUGCCCUUCUCUUCAUUUCGGUUUAUUUUUGUAAUGUGAACAGUAUCACUCUUUAAAAAAACAGCAAAACAAAAACCCACAUUUUAAUUUAACAAACUAAAAAUAGUCCUCCAAAUAUCUUGCUUGUCAUUGACUCUUGCGUGUCAAUUUCCCUCAGGUUCUAUUUUCUUAAACCAACCUUUAAAAUUGUCACUUCUGUUAAGGUUGAACUUUGCCAAAAAAUGGAAAACAAAACAAAAAAAAGGAGUUACUUUGUAAUUUUUGGGGAAAAAAAGCACAUACAUUAAAAGUAGGUAAUGUUUUGUAUAUACAGUUAUUUUGGAUAUAUUAUUGUAAGUUGUACAAAUGUAUUUUGAAGAAUAUUUAAGAAAAGCACUUUUGUUAUUCCAUCAAUAAAUGCUCUAUUUUA